Messenger RNA from Aricia agestis (brown argus), 2015 nucleotides. Its product is annotated as succinate dehydrogenase [ubiquinone] flavoprotein subunit, mitochondrial-like. The record is from RefSeq and is a predicted model, not a curated record. Gene Ontology annotation, molecular function: electron transfer activity; flavin adenine dinucleotide binding; succinate dehydrogenase (quinone) activity. The coding region runs from base 70 to 1974 and encodes 634 amino acids. Lineage: Eukaryota; Metazoa; Arthropoda; Insecta; Lepidoptera; Lycaenidae. Gene Ontology annotation, biological process: mitochondrial electron transport, succinate to ubiquinone; tricarboxylic acid cycle. The transcript has 13 exons.
AAUUUGGUGUAAUUUUUAGCAAAAACUAUAAUAUAUUCUAACUUUUGGUAAAAUCUACCAAUAAUAACAAUGUUUCAGAUAAAAUAUAUAAAAUCGGGAGUAUUGAAUCUUAGAAAACCAUUGGUUUUUGCACGGAACAACAGCUGCUACAAAAUCCAACAUCACACCCACGACUGCCUCGUUAUCGGCGCCGGUGGAGCUGGUCUCCGGGCUGCCGUGGGCUUGGCCCAACAGAACUUCUCGGUCGCUCUAGUAUCAAAACUAUUUCCAACUCGCUCGCACACCAUCGCAGCACAGGGUGGCAUGAACGCUUCGAUUGGAAGUAUGCACGAAGAUGACUGGCGUUAUCAUUUCUAUGAUACCGUGAAAGGUUCUGAUUGGUUGGGUGACCAGGACUGCAUUCAACAUCUAACGCGAGAUGCUCCUAACUGCAUUUUUGAACUGGAGAACAUGGGUAUGCCAUUCUCAAGGACGAAAGAAGGCAAAAUAUAUCAGAGAUCCUUUGGUGGCGGAACUAUUAAUUUCGGAAAAGAAAUAGCAAAAAGAACCUGCGCUGUGGCCGACCGGACCGGUCAUUCCCUCCUUCACACGUUGUAUGGGUACAGUACUCAAUUCAAGAACAUUGACUUAUUCAGCGAGUUCUUUGUCUUGGAUCUGCUGAUACAAGACGGUGAAGCAGUGGGAGCUUUUGCCAUGGACAUGGAUGACAGCAGUCUGCACAGAUUCCAAGCAAAGAACACAAUAAUAUGCACCGGAGGUUAUCCUCGUAUGUAUUUCUCUUGUACGGCGGCUCACACCUGUACGGGAGACGGUACGGCAAUGGCGGCGAGAGCAGGCAUACCUCUACAAGAUAUGGAGUUUAUACAGUUUCACCCUACUGGUAUGUACGGAUCUGGUUGUCUCAUAACCGAGGGUUGUCGAGGAGAAGGUGGUUACCUCGUGAACAGUGAAGGUCAAAGAUUCAUGGAGAAAUACGCGCCAAAAGCCAAAGACUUAGCCAGUAGAGACGUUGUAUCUAGAUCCAUAGCAACUGAAAUUAAAGAAGGACGUGGAGUUGGUCCCAAGAAGGACCACAUGUUCCUCCAACUCCAUCAUUUGCCCGCACAGCAGAUUAAAGAGCGCCUACCUGGUAUCUCGGAGACGGCGUACAUCUUCACCGGUGUGAACGUCUUCAAAGAACCGAUUCCCAUUAUACCUACAGUCCACUACACUAUGGGUGGUAUACCGAUCAACUAUAAAGGAGAGGCAAUUAUACACCACGAUGGCUGCGACUGUGUGGUACCAGGGCUCCAUGCGGCAGGAGAGGCUGUCAGCAACUGCCAUGGUGCCAACCGCCUCGGUGCCAACUCUAUACUCGAUGUGGUGGUCUUCGGGAAAGCCAUUGCCAAUAACAUCGGCAGGAUCUCCCGGCCAGGCGAUAGGCAGCCUGUGUUAAAAGAUAAUAUUUGCGAUGAAAGUAUUGAUAAUUUGGCCUCGUUAAAGAGCCAGAGAUGCCAGUUACCAGUUCACGAAUUGAGGCUCUCCAUGAAAACCACAAUGCAGAACAAGUGCGGAGUUUUCAGAGAGAACAAACUACUGACUGAAGCAUGCGAUGAGAUCGAGAAGUGGUACAAGAGUUUCAAAUUAGUCGGCGUCACUGAUAAACGUCUGAAUUGGAAUUCGGAUUUGAUUGAGACGUUGGAGCUACAGAACAUGCUGCAGGGCGCGAAACAUGUCACCGCCUGUGCAUUGAACAGGACCGAAAGUCGAGGAGCACAUUUCAGAGACGAUUUUCCUAAGAGAGUGGACGAAAUGGACUACAGUAAACCAACCUCUGAUCAGACUCCCAAGCCAUUGGAGGAACAUUGGAGGAAGCAUAGUCUAUCGACCCUGGAUUUAUGUUCGGGCGAAGUGACCAUCACAUAUCGGCCAGUUAUUGAUAAGCCGUUGGAUGACGAAGUCCAGUUCUUGCCACCAAUGCCUCGCGUUUACUAGAUACCAGAAUUAACCCAGUUAAUGUGUCGUAGAAAAUAUUU